This is a messenger RNA of Chlorocebus sabaeus (green monkey), 5622 nucleotides long. NCBI's taxonomy places the organism in Eukaryota, Metazoa, Chordata, Mammalia, Primates, Cercopithecidae. The record is from RefSeq and is a predicted model, not a curated record.
UGCCCAAGCUGAUCUCAAAUUCCUGGCGUCAAGCAAUCCUCCCGCCUCAACCUCCUAAAGUGCUGGGAUUACAGACAUGAGCCACCGCCCAACCUUAUGUUCUAACUGAUAAAAGUUCAUAAAACUUAUAAAACUCUCAGAAAGUGGAAACCGAUUUGAGAAAUGUCCUAGAUUCAAAAAACUAACUACAGAUCCUUUAGCAGCUUGCAAGUUGGUUGACUUCGGAGACAUUAAUUACUUUGUCUCUCUUGACCGCUAUAAAAGAAGGGUUUAGAGAGGUUCCCAGCUAUGGGCCAAGAACUAAUUACAUCAUAAUCACCUGGGGCCAUUGUUAAAAAUGCGCAUUCCCACACCUUUUCACAGUUCUGAAUCAAUCUCCUGAAUGGGAAUGUUUUCUUAGCAAACAAUCCAGGUGAUUCUCAUGGGCACCCGGGCUUAGGAACUACUGUGACAGAUGAUCUCUUCUGAUGCAAAGAGGUCACUGAGCUUGGCUGUAUUAGCCAGGUUUAGGUGGGGCUGGACCGGGUAGGGACAGGGGACUGUCUGACCUCUCCCAAGGAUUGUGUUCAGGGAACCCAAGGGAAUCUGAGGAGGAAGAGAAAGUUACCACCUUUGCCACACGUGGCAGAGUUCUCUGGAAACUUUCCUCCGUUCCUACCACAGGAAGGCCACAGGCACCAGGGCUUUACUGGCCUAAACCAUAGUUCUGUGCUGACUGAGAGGUUCUGAAAUUUGAAAAAAGGUCUAAAUCCUGCUUCCAGGUUUUUGUGAAGGUGGGGAAAAGCAGAGUGACCUGGGAGAAGUGGUUAUCAACAACACAGCGGUGACUUCUUCCCUGGAGUGAGGAAGGUUUUCCCUUUCCCUGCCCCGAGCUGCAGUGGUGCAGUCUGUUACCUUGGAGACCAGCUAACACAUUCCCACAGGGCAAGCUUCACUGCUGAGUUGCUUGGAGGAGCUUGGAGAAACCAGAAGUGAGAUCUAGGAGAAGCAAGGCCCUGGAGUGCCAGGAACCCUUCUCCUAAAGAUGGAGAAGUAAAUGAAGAAAUACAGGAAAAUAAGCAUUGGGUGUUUUGCAAUGGCUACACAAACUAGUCAUGUCUUCCAUGGCCAAGAAAAUAUGUUUCUGGAAAACCAUUGCAUUAGGAGAAACACUGGCAGAGAUUCAAAGAAGUCACUAAAGCAGAAGAAUGUGAAUGGACUUGGUCAGAAUUCAGACAAUGGAUUACUGGUUACACACGUUAACCAGACACAGGACUUACUGAGGCUGCAGGCGAGCGAGACCCAGUCUUCAGAUUGGGAGGACUCUGAAGACUGGCUUUCGGCUCACAGUUUAAAGUGUCAGAAGCUCACCUUGGCUGACCUGAUAAGCCAGGGCACAGAAGUGCUGGAGGAGGACACCAAUGUUGUGCAGAAAAUACGUUUCUCUACCCAGAUCAUCCGCCACUUUGAGUCAAAGCUUUCUGACACUAUUGAAGUCUAUCAAGAGAGAAUUCAGUGGCUAACAGAAAACAGCAAGAAGGCAUUUGGCCUCAUCAAAGGGGCCAGAGUCAGCAUCCUCAUAGAUGUGUCAGCCGUCAGCAGUGGCCCUCAGAAAGAGGAGUUCCAAAAGGACCUCAUGAGCCUCAUCGAUGAGCAGCUGAGCCACAAGGAGAAGCUAUUUGUCCUGUCCUUUGGCACCAAUGCCAGGUCCCUCUGGCCGGACCCCAUGGAAGUCAGCGCCUCUGUCCUCCAGGAACUUAAGCUCUGGGUAAAAACACUGCAGCCUGAUGGAGGCAGCAACCUGCUACAAGCUCUGAAGAAGAUCUUCACUCUCAAGGGGCUGGAUUCCCUGGUGGUCAUCAUGAGAAGCUGCCCAGAUCAGCCUUCUGAAAUCCUGUCCGACUACAUCCAGCAGUCCACCAUGGGAAGAGAACUCAUCAUCCACUUCAUCACCUACAGCUGUGAUGAUCAGAUGCCCGCUGCUGUCCUGAAGAACCUUGCAGAAGCUGUUAGGGGCUACUACCACUGCUACAGCCCAAAGAUGGAGCUCUACACCAGCCGGGAUAUGGAUGAGCUCCUGGCAGAAAUUCAGAAGGCCCAGAGCCUCCUCAGCCACGUGCAAGCCCUGAGGCACAGCAGCCCCUGUGAGGCGCUCACCUGCACCAUGGAGGAGAUUUCCACAGAGAUUGCAAAUGGGCUACUCAUAAGCCUCUUGCCUAAACCCCCAAAGCAUGACGCUCCUCUCACCAUUGAGUUUCCAAACUUGGACAAGACUUCUGCAGAGUGGCUUAAGGUCAAUGGUCUGAAAGCCAAGAAAUUAAGUCUGUAUCAGGUCCUGGCACCCAACGCAUUCUCUCCUGUGGAGGAAUUUGUACCUAUUCUCCAGAAAACAGUGUCAUCGACUAUCCAUGAGAAGGCAAUGAUACAAUUUGAAUGGCACGAUGGGACAGUGAAGAACAUUCAUGUGGACCCACCCUUCCUCUAUGAGUACCAGAAACAGCUCAACAGAGCUAUGCGGAUGUACGAGAGGCGGAUCGAGUGGCUCUCCCUGGCCAGCAGAAGGAUUUGGGGCACUGUCUGUGAAAAAAGGGUGGUUGUACUGCUUGAUAUCUCUGCGACCAAUUCCAUGUACAUUAUUCAUAUCCAGCACUCCCUGCGGCUGCUGCUGGAGGAGCAGUUAUCCAACAAGGACUACUUCAACCUCAUCGCGUUUGGAAGCACAAGUGAAAGCUGGAGACCUGAGAUGGUUCCCAUGAGCCACGACAAUUUACAAAGUGCCUGGCGGUGGGCCCUGAACCUGCGGUGUUGGGGCAGCAGGAACGUUCUCAGCGCCCUGCGGAAGGCUGUGGAAGUGGACUUCAAGGACAAAGACAAACACCAAUCGCAGGGAAUCUACCUCUUCACUGGGGGCAUCCCUGACCAGGACAUGCCUACACUCAGCGCCUACAUGGCCGAGGCCUGUAGCGGCUGCGACCUCCAGCUGAACGUGUGUCUCUUCUACGUGGGCGAGCCAAAGAUGGACACCACGCCCCCUGCCUGCUAUGCCAGUUGCACUGACACAGCCGCCGCCUACAAGGAGGUCACCCGGGCUGCAGGUGGCCGCUUCCACUGGUUUGGAGACACAGGCAUUUAUGAGAGUGAUGACAUCAGUUCCAUCAUGUCUGAGAUGGAAAAGGCUCUCAACUACUCCCAAAAGUGUGCCUUCCUCAUGGCCUCCCUGAAGAACCAUUCAAGAAAAGUACUGGGAAGUGCAGCCCUCCUGAAAGAAAAACCAAAGACACUUCAGCUAAGAAGUCAGCCCAAGAAGCUCUGCCCUCCCAGGCCCACUGCCCCCUUGGGGGCCAAAAUGAGCAUUAAAGAUGACCCUGACAGAGAGAAGAGCACCCUGCAGAAAUCUCUGAAAUGGCGUCCACUUAGUAGCAGAGCUGGCAUCUUACCAGCUGCGGCCCAGCCAAUGAAAGAAGGGAUGAUGGAACAGAGGAGGAAGACCAAGUCAAGGGAAGCAGAGACAUCUCUUCCGCUGUUCUACACAGAGAAAGGGAAUAAUGUGGGCUCAGUGUACAAGAAGUACCCUCAAGGAAGGGGCGUGAGAAGGAUUAGCUCUUCUAUUGACUUACCCACAAAGGAUACAGUUUGCUCAAGCCAAGAGUGGAUGGCAAAAUAUGGGCUCAAAAAAUUGAAGCUGGAGAUUUCCAGAUGCAUGGGUCCCAACUGCACUCAUCAAAAGUCAGGACAGAGGUCAGCAUCAGCCAAACACUGCAGCAUCUUCCCCAGCGUUGAGAUCCGUGGAGUGGUGAGACACAUUCAGUGGACGCCUGGGGAGAUGGAGGUGUACAUCAGGCACAUGGAGAAGGUGUUAAGGCGCUAUGUCCAGAGGCUGCAGUGGCUGCUGUCCGGGAGCCGCCGACUGUUUGGCACCGUUUUGGAGAGCAAAGUAUGCAUUUUGCUGGACACGUCAGGGUCCAUGGGCCCCUACCUGCAGCAGGUGAAGACAGAGCUGGUUUUGCUGAUUUGGGAACAGCUGAGGAAGCGCUGUGACAGUUUUAACCUGCUCAGCUUUGCAGAGAGCCUUCAAUUGUGGCAGGACACACUGGUGGAGACCACAGAUGCAGCGUGCCAUGAGGCUAUGCAAUGGGUGACCCACCUGCAAGCUCAGGGCAGCACUUCCAUCUUGCAAGCAUUGCUGAAAGCUUUCAGUUUCCAUGAUCUGGAAGGACUGUACCUCCUGACCGACGGAAAGCCAGACACAAGCUGCAGCCUUGUCCUAAAUGAAGUCCAAAGACUCAGAGAGAAAAGAGAUGUGAAAGUGCACACCAUUUCCUUGAACUGCUCAGACAGAGCGGCGGUUGAGUUCCUGAGAAAGCUGGCUUCCUUCACCGGCGGACGCUAUCACUGCCCUGUGGGUGAGGACACACUCUCCAAAAUGUGCGGCCUGCUGACGAAAGGCUUCAUCAAUGAAAACGAUCCCACGCUUCCACCAUUUGAAGGAGAUGAUUUAAGGAGGCUGGCCCAGGAGAUCACCAAGGCCAGAAGCUUCCUCUGGCAGGCCCAGUCCUUCAGAUCCCAGCUCCAGAAGAAAAAUGAUGGAGAACCAAAGGUCACUCUUUCCUAGAGAAGUGUUCUCAGGUAAGGGGAGGGGCUAGACCCCACACUGCCUGAGUGUGCACUAAGCACCAAGUGGCAUGCUCUAUUUUGUGGUCAAUAACAACUCUGGUUAAAAAAUAAUGAUUCCUCUAAACAGAAAUGUCAUCCUGCAAAGGACCACUUACUGAGCAAAUCCCAGCCCAGAGGGCAGGAUGGGGUGGAAUGCUGUGACCCGCAGGGAACAUGAUUCCUGGUACCAGGACUCCCUGGAAGCUGAGGAUGGAAAGGCUCUGUCUUGUGUGUGAGGGGCCAUUCCUGGGUCUAAUCUAACUCUCAGGCCCUGUCCCGCAGUGCACCCUACUCUCCAGCCACUAGACUGUCCCUCGCUGGGAAGCCCUAAACCAACCCCCUGCCUGAAUGGUGCUUCUUGCCUCCUCUGCCUGGAGACUCCUGCUCACCCAUCAAGGCACAGCUCAAAUGACAUCAGCUCCCUGGGACCCAUCUAGAGCCAGGGGGCUCCAGUCUUUCUCUGGCAGCAUCCUGACCACACAAAACUCUCGCACUCAGCACUCCAUGUCACGCCACCUUCCUCGCUGAUCUAGCUCUUCUCCUUGACCGUGAGUUCCCUUGGGAUGAGACUGCUGUUCCAGGAUCUGCAGGUCCCCAGAAGCUGCCACAUGGGAGACACAUGGUGAACAGUGAGCAGGCGGCUGAGCUGCGGGAGCCUAGCUCUGGAAAGCAGCUGAUGGGGUGGUCUCCACCCUGCUCCAUCACAGGCUAAUGCAGAGUCACAGUCAGCCCAUCCUGGAGGAAGAAGAAACCAGUGAGCCUCACCACCACCCUCCAUCCCUGCCCAACCAAACUGAAGUGAAGGCUGCUCAUCCAGGGUCAUUUUCCAAAAUUAAAAACAAUUACUUUUAUUCCACUAGUAGGAGCAACAUGACUUUAACUGUUUGAAAUGAUCAUUGGCGUGUGUGUGUGUUUGUCAGUUUUUAGUGACAUAAAACUUUAUUAAAAGACUCAUACCAUACUAUAUAAAGGAUUUCAAUAAGAAAAAGA